AUGCGUUCCACCAUCCUCUUGCCUUUCCUAGGCCUCAUGAGCAAGGCCUUUGCCGCUCCCAUUGACAUAAUUUUGAAUCCUCGCGCAGUAGUCGCCCACGAUUCCCUGAGUCCUCUCCCCACGAGAGUUCAGAACAAUGGUAUCGGCAAAUCCAUCGUACGAUUCAACCCGCUUCUUCAUAUUGCUCACGGUUGCCAACCGUACCCGGCUGUCAACGAUGCCGGAGACACAAGGUGGGCUCCUAUAAGGUCACUUCAAGGCUACACGAGGCUAAUGUUGGGAACAAGUGGCGGCCUAAGUCCAACCGGUACUUCCAGCGGUGGCUGUAGAGACACCAGCAAGGGCCAGACCUACGCGAGAGGCGCAUGGUAUAGAGGCAAGUACGCCAUCUUGUACGCAUGGUUCUUCCCGAAAGACCAGCCAAUCAAUGGCGUAUUCAUCGGCUCGCACAGAUUCGACUGGGAGAGCGCGAUUCUCUUGCUCAACAACCCGGAAGUCGCGAACCCGACGAUCCUGGGUGCAGCGGCCUCGGGCCACGGCAACUACAAGAAGUCGACUAAUCCGCCAUACCAGAAUGAUAGCAUAAAGGUGGAAUACUUUACAGAAUAUUUGCUGAACCAUGCGCUCCAAUUCACGGAUACUGUCGGCCGUACGUACCCGGUCCUUGACUGGGACGCCAUGCCGAAGGCUAUGCGCAAUGCUCUCAGCAACACUGACUUUGGCGACGCAAACGUGCCUUUCAUUCCCGCGAACUUUUUCAACAAUCUCGACAAGGGAUUCAUUUAG
Molecule: messenger RNA, 786 nt
Organism: Colletotrichum orchidophilum
Lineage: Eukaryota; Fungi; Ascomycota; Sordariomycetes; Glomerellales; Glomerellaceae
Product: necrosis inducing protein
Exons: 1
Coding region: 1-786 (261 amino acids)
Source: RefSeq, a predicted model, not a curated record